Molecule: messenger RNA, 4490 nt
Organism: Asparagus officinalis (garden asparagus)
Lineage: Eukaryota; Viridiplantae; Streptophyta; Magnoliopsida; Asparagales; Asparagaceae
Exons: 42
Coding region: 125-4264 (1379 amino acids)
Biological process (GO): carbohydrate metabolic process
Molecular function (GO): NAD binding; zinc ion binding; oxidoreductase activity
Source: RefSeq, a predicted model, not a curated record
CCAUUUUCAUUUUCAGCAUCACCUGCGCUCUCCUGAUAUAUAACGUCCCCCUUUCUCUUAUCCCGGAAUCAGCAAGCAAAGCUCCCUCCUUUUUUUCUCCUCAGUAUCGAUCAAAAUUCAUCCGAUGGCGUCUCGAAACGUCGUCGGAUUCAUCGGCCUCGAUGAUCUGAGCUUGAAGCUCGCUUCCUCCCUCAUCAAAUCGGGGUUCGGGGUUCAAGCAUUCGAGGUGGUGGAGUCUUCAGUGAUGCGAAGGUUUGUGGAGCUGGGUGGGAUUAGAUGUUCGAGUCCACUGGAGGCAGUAAAAGAUGCUGCAACUGUCAUUCUGGUGGUUUCUGAAGAGGAAAAUACUGACAAUUUGUUUUCAAAGGAGAGUUUAGCUGAAGGGUUGCAUAAGGAUGCAGUCCUGGUCCUUCAAUCAGCAUUGUCGCUCGGGCUCGUUAUUAAGCUAGAUAAACUUUUGAGAGAAAAGAUUGGAGUUGCUUCCAUAGUUGAUGCACACGUCUUUGAGGGAUUUUCUCAGGAUUCAAAAGAAGAGAUUAUUGUUAUUGCAUCUGGAAGGCAAGAAUCCAUGCAAAAGGUCCAACCUGUUCUCUCUGCAAUGAGCGAAAAUGUGUACAUAUUUGUUGGUGAUAUUGGUGCCGGAAGCAAAAUUAAAAUGGUCAAUGAUCUGCUGGAGGGUAUUCAUUUUGUUGCUUCUGUUGAAGCAAUGUUCCUGGGUGUUAGAUUUGGCAUUCACCCAACGAUUCUCUAUGAUAUACUUUCAAAUGCUGCCGGAAGUUCAAGGACCUUUGUGGAUAUCAUCCCCAAGUUAUUGACUGGGGAUCAAACUUUGACAAAAUGCGUAGAUGCUUUGGUUCAAAAUGCGGGCCUUGUAUUGGGUGUUGCCAAAUCCCUCCCGUUUCCUCUUCCACUUCUAGCCAUGGCAUACCAGCAACUAAUAUAUGGUGCUUCACGAAAAUGUAGGAAUGACACUUCUCCUGCACCAUUGAAGGUUUGGGAAGAAACAUUUGGAGUAAAUAUCAGAGAGGCAGCCAAGCAGAAGCCCUAUGAUCCUGGGAAUCUGGCAUAUCAACUUAGUUUGGCAUCAAAUGUUGUAAAGAAAAUUGGUUUCAUAGGUCUAGGAGCUAUGGGUUUUGGCAUGGCAGCUCACUUGCUAAGAUCAGGCUUUACUGUUGUCUCAUAUGAUGUUUACAAACCAACACUAAAAAGGUUUGCUGAUUUGGGAGGCAUAGUGGAGGCUUCUCCUAGAGAAGUAUCAAAAGAUGUACAAGUUCUCAUAAUAAUGGUUACAAAUGAAGUCCAGGCUGAAAGUGUUCUUUACGGAGAUGCUGGCUCGGUAUCAGACCUACCAGGUGGAGCAACAAUAAUUCUUUCCUCUACUGUCUCCCCUGGGUUUAUUAUUCGUCUUGAGCAGAGGUUAAAGGAUGAACAGAGGGGUUUCAAGUUAGUGGAUGCACCAGUGUCUGGUGGUGUUAAAAGGGCAGCAGACGGAACACUUACAAUAAUGGGCUUCCAGGCGGACAGCACUGAAGCUCUUGGCGAUACAGGAUCCGUUCUCUCUGCAUUAAGUGAGAAGCUCUAUAUCAUAAAAGGUGGCUGUGGUGCUGCAAGUUCUGUAAAGACUGUAAAUCAGUUGCUUGCUGGAGUUCAUAUAGCAGCAGCAGCUGAGGGAAUGGCUCUAGGGGCUCGAUUUGGUUUAAACACCAGGAUGCUUUUUGAUAUUGUUAAUCAUACUAGGGGCUAUUCAUGGAUGUUUGGGAAUCGUGUACCUCACAUGUUAGACAGUGAUUACACGCCAUAUUCUGCAGUUGAUAUCUUUGUAAAAGAUCUGGGUAUUGUAUGUACCGAAGGCUUCCACCUUAAGAUGCCACUUCAUAUAUCAAGUACCGCACAUCAGCUAUUUAUAUCAGGUUCUGCUUCUGGUUGGGGUCGAUCUGAUGAUGCUGCUGUAGUGAAGGUCUAUGAGAAACUAACUGGUGUUAAAGUUGAAGGGAAACUUCCUGCUCUUAUUAAAGAGGAUGCCUUAAGGUCUCUUCCACCUGAAUGGCCAGAGGAUCCAAUUGAAGAAAUUCAUGCUCUAGAGAGACAAAAUGGUUCGAAAGUCCUGGUAGUUUUGGAUGAUGACCCCACAGGAACUCAAACUGUACAUGACAUAGAAGUUUUAACUGAAUGGAAUGUUAACACGCUAGUGGAGCAGUUGAGCAAAAGAUCUACCUGUUUUUUCAUUUUAACUAAUUCCAGAUCACUCAGCACAGAGAAGGCUGUCCUAUUGACGAAAGAAAUUUGUAGGAACCUUGACACUGCAGCUAAAGCAGUUAAUGGAAUUAGUUACACAAUAGUUCUAAGAGGUGAUUCAACACUCCGUGGACACUUUCCAGAGGAGGCAGAUGCUGCUAUCUCGAUUUUGGGGGAGAUGGAUGCAUGGAUUGUUUGUCCCUUCUUUCUUCAGGGAGGACGUUAUACUAUUGAUGAUAUCCACUAUGUUGCAGAUUCUGAUAGGCUUGUUCCUGCUGGAGAGACUGAGUUCGCUAAAGAUGCGGCCUUCGGUUACAAAUCCUCAAAUCUCAGAGAGUGGGUGGAAGAAAAAACUAAAGGGAAGGUUUCAGCCAGAAAUGUUGCCUCAAUUUCUAUUCAACUCUUGCGUACAGGUGGGCCAGGUGCUGUUUGCGAACAUCUUUGCAAUCUACAAAAGGGUUCCCUAUGUAUUGUCAAUGCCGCAAGUGAAAGAGACGUCGCCGUAUUUGCAGCUGGAAUGAUCCAGGCAGAAGUGAAAGGAAGGAGUUUUCUAUGUCGCACUGCAGCCAGUUUUGUAUCUGCUCGUAUUGGAAUAAGACCAAAGGCUCCCAUAUCUCCAAGAGACUUAGGAAUAAGCAAAGGUAUAAGUGGAGGCCUCAUUGUUGUGGGUUCAUACGUCCCAAAGACUACAAAGCAGGUUGAAGAGCUUAAAUCACGCAUGGGCCCUAACAUGAACUGUUUAGAGGUGUCUGUGGAAAAACUUUCCAUGAAGUCACUUGAAGAGAGAGAAGAAGAGAUCAAUUGCUCUGCAGAAAUUGUGAAUGCUUCUAUAGGAGCACACAAGGAUACUCUCCUGGUUACAAGCCGGCAACUCGUCACUGGAAAAUCUGCUUCAGAGAGCUUAGAAAUUAACUACAAGGUCAGCUCUGCCUUGGUGGAAAUUGUCAGAAGGAUAAGUGCUCGACCCCGUUAUAUCCUUGCCAAGGGAGGAAUCACUUCAUCUGAUAUUGCUACAAAAGCCUUAGAAGCUAAGCGUGCGAUGGUUAUUGGACAAGCACUGGCUGGAAUCCCAUUAUGGCAGCUUGGUCCAGAAAGCAGACUCCCCGGGGUCCCUUAUAUUGUUUUCCCAGGUAAUGUUGGCAAUAACAAUGCUCUGGCAGAAGUUGUAAAUAAUUGGGCUUGCGGCCUUAAAACAUCAAUAAAAGAACUUCUUCUUAAUGCGGAGAAGGGCGGAUAUGCUGUGGGUGCCUUCAAUGUUUACAACCUUGAAGGAGUUGAAGCAGUUGUUGCUGCUGCAGAAGCUGAAAAGAGUCCUGCUAUUUUGCAGGUUCAUCCAGGAGCUCUGAAGCAAGGAGGUUUUCCGUUAGUUGCAUGCUGCAUUUCGGCUGCUGAACAUGCCAGAGUACCAGUUGGUGUUCAUUUUGAUCAUGGAACUUCCAAAUCUGAACUUCUAGAGGCGCUUGAGUUGGGAUUUGAUUCGGUUAUGGUUGAUGGUUCUCAUCUUCCUCUGAAAGAAAAUAUCUCAUACACAAAGUACAUAUCGGUUUUGGCACACUCAAAGAAGAUGCUAGUAGAAGCUGAACUUGGGCGACUCUCAGGCACGGAAGAUGACCUAACAGUCGAAGAUUAUGAAUCUAGACUAACUGUUGUUGCUCAGGCCCAAGAAUUUAUAGAUGAGACAGGCAUUGAUGCUUUAGCAGUGUGCAUUGGAAAUGUACAUGGAAAAUAUCCUGCCAGUGGUCCUAAUCUCAGACUUGACUUACUGAAGGAUCUCCGAGAAUUAACUCAGAACAAAGGAGUAAGUUUAGUUCUCCAUGGAGCAUCUGGUCUUCCCAGUGAGCUUGUAAAGGAGUGCAUACGGCUUGGAGUUAGGAAGUUCAAUGUGAACACAGAAGUUCGGAAUGCUUACUUAGAAUCUCUGAAGCAGCCCGGCAAAGAUUUGGUUCAUGUGAUGGCUGCAGCUAAAGAGGCAAUGAAAGCAGUGGUUGUAGAGAAAAUGCAACUUUUUGGUUCAGUUGGAAAAGCUUAGUGUCUCAUCCAAGAGAAUGGACAUCUUUCUUCUCCUACUGCACAAUGUAUGAUGUAGUUAAUUACAAAACCAGGGACAUGUUAUCGUUAUCCCAUUGGAAUAUCGUUUCCUGUAAUAAAAUCUCGUUCUCAUAAUCUCUUUUAUUUCUGUUUUUUUUUUCUGACACCAAAGGAAAUUGGGCUUCACCAUAUUGAAUGAGUAUAUUUGCCAGAAAUCUGAAACAUCA